AUGGCUCACUACUGCCAGGGAUUCUUUGGAGGUGAAAUUGGAUUGGCAAGGGUGGCCAAUCAUCUUGAUGUGGAGCGUUCUGGUGAAGCUCAUCAAGCUGGCUCGGAUAGUUUGUUGACUGCCGUUGUGUUCUUCAAGAUGACGCAACGUUUAGCCUUCUCCUCAGCAUUAUUGGAAGACCGUGCUUGUGAUCCUCCGUUGCCCAUGCUUUCCUGUUGCAGCACCUUGUGUCUACCAUUGCUCCUCACAUUCAUAGUCCUAUUCUUCCCACCUAUGGAGAGCUUGAAGGCUGUGAAGUCAGUGCUGGACCAUUCAAAGAACUCUCUAAGUUCCUCAUGGAAUCAAAAUGUUUUUCAGAUUUACCAACAUAAAGAUGAUGCUGAUCUUUUUAUAACCGGAAAAGAUGCAUGCUUGUUUGAUCUCAAACGUGUUGAAUCACAUGAAGGCUGCAAACUCAAUGGUGUUGCUCACAAGUUCGAAGCUUUCUGCACUAAGAGCAUUAAGAAGUGUCUUGAUUGUGUACACAGAUGA
Molecule: messenger RNA, 531 nt
Organism: Prunus armeniaca (apricot)
Lineage: Eukaryota; Viridiplantae; Streptophyta; Magnoliopsida; Rosales; Rosaceae
Source: the annotation of a GenBank genome assembly